Messenger RNA from Nerophis ophidion (straightnose pipefish), 3369 nucleotides. RefSeq names its product Yip1 domain family, member 3 (gene yipf3). The coding region runs from base 236 to 1261 and encodes 341 amino acids. Lineage: Eukaryota; Metazoa; Chordata; Actinopteri; Syngnathiformes; Syngnathidae. The transcript is spliced from 10 exons. Gene Ontology annotation, cellular component: Golgi apparatus. The record is from RefSeq and is a predicted model, not a curated record.
CCAACGUCUCUUGACAGCGCCCCCAUGUGGGCGGAGUAAAUCUGUUGUUUCCGGUUUGUGCAAAAUGUCGCUUGUUUUUACAAAUACAAACCUUCAGAUUUAAACUAUUGUGUGUAUUUAAAACCCCGGCGGAAACGGUUGUCACAACAACGCCACCAGGACGGAGUAAAGUGGUCGAAAAGUCUUGAAACGACGUCAAAAUGUCGGCGGGCUCGGGGCACACGAACACGGAACCAUGGGGAAGCUUCGACGACAACCUCGUCCAGCACAUUCCAUGUGGAAUUUUCCAAGAAAAAACUGCUCAUAUAUAUGUAAUAUACAGGAAAUAAUAAAGGGCGGCGGCUCGGCGGUCAUCGACAUGGAGAACAUGGACGACACGUCGGGCUCCAGCUUUGAGGACAUGGGCGAGAUGCAUCAGAGGAUGAAGGAGGAGGAGGAAGUGACGGAGGAGGCGGCAGACGCAGACGACGAAAACGCAGAGUUCUUGGGCAUGAAGGGUUUGAAAGGCCAGCUAGGCCGACAGGUGGCGGACGAGGUGUGGCAGGCAGGGAAGCGCCAGGCCUCCCGAGCUUUUAACCUGUACGCCAACAUCGACAUCCUCAGACCGUACUUUGACGUGGAGCCCGUCCAGGUGCGCAGCAGGUUAAUCGAGUCACUGAUCCCCGUCCGGAUGGUGGACUUCCCUCAGAAGAUUGCAGGCGAGCUGUACGGACCGCUCAUGCUGGUCUUCACACUGGUUGCCAUCUUGUUGCAAGGGAUGAAGACGUCUGGGACCGUCAUUAGAGAGGGCACUCUGAUGGGCACGGCCAUCGGAACCUGUUUUGGCUACUGGGUCGGGGUUUCGUCCUUCAUCUACUUCCUGGCGUAUGUGGUCAACGCGCAGAUCACCAUGUUGCAGACGCUGUCGCUGCUGGGCUACGGCUUGUUUGGCCACUGCGUGGUCCUCCUGGUGAGCUACAACCUGCACUUCCACUUCCUCUUCUACGCCCUCUGGCUGCUGCUGGGAGGACUGUCCACCUUGCGCAUGGUAGCGGCCCUGCUGUCUCGUACGGUCGGUCGAAGCCCUCGCCUCCUCUUGUGCGGGACAGUGUCGCUCCUCCACAUGCUCUUCCUGCUCUACCUUCACUUCGCCUACCACAAAGUUGUCGAAGUGAUUCUGGACUCCCUCGAAGGACCCCCCAUGCCCGGCAUGCCGAGGGUGGCCAGGGAUGUGCCCCAAGCUCAACGCCACCGUGAUCGACGUUGCGGCGGCAGCGCUUAACAUUUAAGCCCCACACAACCAUCUUCCUAUUUCUCUUUCAAACUUUUGUUGUGGUGACACCGAAAAUUGCAACGUCUGUUGCUGGUUUUCCUUUUAUUGUCAGUUCAUAUGUACUAAAACCUUGAUGCUGCAAUGCAAAGCGGAUCUUUGUGGAGUUUAAACUCUUAUGCACAGGCAGGCCUGGGCGAUACAUCAAAUUUAUCGAUUAACAAGUUUUUUUUGUUGCAGACGAUGGAAAAAAAUAAAUCUACUUUUUUUUUAGGGCAUAUUUUUCCCCUCCUUGCCUGUAUUUCCUGAGCAGAGAAAAACAUGGCUCCUGCUAACACAAACAAGAGUUGUCAGUAGUUUAGAUUUGCGGCAACAUGCAUGGAACACAUGACUGCUAGCUGCAAAGUGUGAUUAAAACAAGGCAGCAUCACAACAAACUUAUUCCAUAGUCUGAAACCCAAGCAUCCAGCCGAGUGCGGGAAAUACAACUCUUUACGAGGCGAACAAGAACAUAACCAGAAACAGACUCCUGCUAAACAGCGGCUUACUGUGGUGGAAUCAUUUACACGAGGGGCCAUGCAUGUUGGGGAAAAAGUUGCUCAAACAGGAAAAAGCCUGUUUUCAUCCAUCCAUUAAAACCAGGGGUGCCCAAACUUUUUCCACAGACUGACAAAUCAAAGGAUGCUGGGGUCAUUUUGGUAUUUUCACCUUCAAAACCAUCCAUCCAUAUUCUACCGCUUAUUCCCUUUGGGGUCGCGGGGGGCCGCUGGUGCCUAUCUCAGCUACAAUCGGGCGGAAGGUGGUGUACACCCUGGACAAGUCGCAACCUCAUCGCAGGGCCACCUUCAAAACCAGCACAACACAUACAUUUUUUUUCAAACAACAAAAAAAUGCAAUUUCGGUAGAAAUUUUUUGUGAACACUGAUGAGCUAAGGCCAAACUGAAAUUAUAAGUUAGCAUACUAACAAGGUAGGGUCAUUUAACAAAAGAUAAGACUUGUGUAUACCAGCAAAAUGAGCUAGCAUGCUAACAAAUCAAUGCUAAAAGAAAAACAAUAGUAUCCUUACAGUUAGCAUUAGUGAAAUACUAAAAUAUAUAACAUUGAGGUGUUUACCUGUUAAAAUACUAAUGGUAACAUGUGUCAAGUACAGGUGCUGUGAUAAGUUGGCGACUUGUCCAGGGUGUACCCCGAUUGACGCUGAGAUAGGCUCCUGCGCCCCCCGUGACCUCAAAGGGAAUAAGUGGUAGAAAAUGGAUGGAUGGAUGCUCUCAGGUGCACAUUUGAAAAAUGUGUAAAAUAAAUGCUUAGCUUGCAUUAACUACCAAAAUAAUGCUAAACGGUAGCAUUUGUUAAGCAACAAAAUAUUUGACAAUGUGUAUGCCUUCAAAAUUUGAAAAAAAAAAAAAGCUAAUAGAAUGUUAAUGAUUGUGCAAAUUAGCCACAGGACGCACUCUGUAUAACCUUGAAUUAAAAAUACGCAGACCUCAAUGCUACAUUUUUAUUUGCACACGUAUUUUACUCAAGAAAGAAGAUUUACGUUUGUACUUCAUCCACCUCAAAUGUUUAUUUGCAUGCUGCAUCUUUCCAAUUUUUUUUUAAUUUCAAUACAGAAAUUUUGCCUGCCAUAGAAAUAUAUAUUUCAGAAAUAGCUAAAAUAGCUACAUUUCAUUUUUAGUUUUUCGACAAAUACUAUUUUCUACAAAGUCCAAUUUCUUUCUAAUUUAAAAAAAAAAUCAUUAUAUAAAAAUGCGUUACUCAGAGUGAGAUGCUGCUUCUACUACUACUUGAUUAAUUAAAAUCGGGCCUUAAAAAGUAGGGGGAAUUUCUUUUGGGGGGGGGGGGGGGGGUAAAAAAACCCAGAGAUUUUAUUUUUUUAGACCAUAUUGCCCAGGCCUAUGCUCAGGUCAAAAAAAUUUAGCACACCUUUGCAUCAACCCUGUUGUCACGGUGUUCAAAACGUGUAAAUAAGUUGUGUAAAUAGGAUAUUUGUCCCAUCAUAAAUGAAAUCGUACUGGCCUCCAAGCCACUAGGUGUCCCUACUGAGUCAAAGAGACAUGGAAAGAAUUGUCGGUCAUUUUUUUGUUGUUGUAACAUAAAUAAAGACAUUAAAUACUUUCAA